This is a messenger RNA of Lachancea fermentati, 1086 nucleotides long. The record is from the annotation of a GenBank genome assembly. NCBI's taxonomy places the organism in Eukaryota, Fungi, Ascomycota, Saccharomycetes, Saccharomycetales, Saccharomycetaceae.
AUGAGCGUUUCUGGGACUCCAGUCAAGAUGUUCUCUACACCGAUCCGUCCGGUGACACAAGAGAAGUUGGCCUCGGUUAGGGAGAAGGUUGUUCGUGAGUCCCCCUACCUGUAUAAGAACAAGGUCUUGUCGGAUCCGAUGGAGGGAGUUCAGAGUACAAUCAAAUUGAUCAACACGCCUACGGCGACUGCCUUUCAUCGAAAUGAAAAAAGCACUCCCAGUUCUUUUUCUUCUGUGGUCGUUGAGCCGCACACUAGGAAAGAGGCGUCGGAGAAUUCCCCAAAGGUAGACUCCAUUGCUAGAAAGGCAUAUAGUCUGGGGGAUUUUGAAAACCCAGUUCUUGCUCAAUAUAACAGACGGGUAGUUAAUAAGGAGUUAGAAACAAAGCGGAUAAUUUUUAAUGUUAUCAUAAUCCUUUUUUGGAACCUGGUCGUGAAGUAUCUCAGACUGUUUGUCGAGCACACAAGGAAGGGCACACACUGGCGGCAUCUACUGCAUACGUUCAUACUCGAACGUGUAGUAUAUCCCUUAAACCCUCACAUCAACUUAGAAGAAUCCAGCUGGGUUCGCUUCGUCAAUAUAGAGAGUGUCUCUCACAUGUUACAUCUGAUUGUCUUUUACAAUGUAACGGUCUCGCUUUGGAGGUUAUUAGUCAAAGCGCAAAACGUUAAUCUCGACGACCUUAAACUCACUCAAAAGCAGAAGGAACUCCUGGGCAUCUCAGAGACCCCUUCCGAUUCCAGAGUAUUACCGGAAGUAGUGCUCACAAACAAGAGUAAUCCCUCCUCUUCUUCACCUCCUCCCAGCAAAAUAUCGUCCAACCAACCAUUUCUAUUCAAAUCUUUGCGAACUCCUUUGAAGUCUCAGGAGCAUAAAAUGCAAGAAAGGCAAGCCAUGAGUGCGUUUGUUAACAAGGUAAACGCCUUUGGGGACUUGCGGAAAACGACGCUGCUAAGCAAGACACGGUUGAAUCCUAAUACUACGUCCGUGACAGCCAUUCCAACACCCACCAAUCGCAGCGGUUAUAUUCCAAGUAGUAGGUAUGCCUACAUGAUGGAUUCUCCAAGUCCUAGGAAAAGAAUGUAA